Molecule: messenger RNA, 2003 nt
Organism: Bactrocera oleae (olive fruit fly)
Lineage: Eukaryota; Metazoa; Arthropoda; Insecta; Diptera; Tephritidae
Source: RefSeq, a predicted model, not a curated record
UUUAUUGGUUUGGAAGAUAUAUACAUUAAACUUAUUAAGGGGUGGGGUCAUGCCCGAUUUUUAAAGGUAUCGCUCCAUCUAUCCUUAUUCGUUUUAGGUGAUAUAAACAACCGUUAGGUGAACAAAACUAUUAUACACUGUAGCAACAUGUUGCAAGAGAAUAAAAAUCUUAUAUUUUUUAACUAACGUAAUCGUGUAAUAUACGAACAAUGCUCUACAUGCUCUACGGAUCCGACAAGAAGGCAGUAAGCCGAAUAAUACACACAAUUUUUCAAGUCACGAAAUGUGAGAGAGUUUUUUAAGAUCUAAAACUAAUUAAUUAGAGAAAUAAAUAUCAACAGCUUUAUAUAGUCUUUACUUGUUAAAAAGUGUGACUGAAAAAUCAGAUAUGCUAAAAUAAGAAUUUAAAUCACGGGAUAUGCGGCGGAAUCGUCCAGAUAGUCAACAUUACUUUUACAUAAUUUUGGAAGUGUGAAUGUAAACUGGCUUUGUGACUGAACUAGAAAGUUAAAGUUAACUUUAGUCACGAUUAUUACACAUUGAACCAUUUCGAAGUCUUUCUCUGAGUAUCUUCCUACGAAUAAGGAAUGUAGUAGGAUUUAUAAAUUAUAAGCUCAUCAGAAAUGUUAUAAGCCUAAAAAUAGAAACUGAUAAAAUCUGUGAACAGUUUUUAAAAUAUCGUAAUAACAUAGUAAUUGAUUCCCUAUCAUAGAACCAUAUAUAAAUUUGUAUAUCAAUGUUGGCUUCACCAAAGUUGUAAAUUAUAAUUUAUGUUGAAAUAGGCGAGAAAUCUACCAAUGGUAGCCAUGCAGUCCACUCUACUGAGGAUUUUUCCUCCUGCCUAGAAGUCAAACUACUAGAACAGUGAAGUGCUUGCCAAAUUAUUCAUUGAGUUCCAGCAAAGUGAUAAAAAUAAUCAAAUUUCAAAGGUGAAAAUUUAAAAUAUUCGAAGCAAACAACAUGCUGACAACAAAUGCUGUAAGCUAUGCUUAGCUGAAAAUCCUUUAAAACUUAUAUCAACACCCAAUAGUCGCUCCACUUAUCUAGUCGCUGCUCGUAGUUUCCUGUGUGUAUGUAUGCGUAUGUGUGGGUGAGUGUGUGUUUAUGUAUACUAGUAGUUGCUUCAAUAUCGCAAAUUUACGACAAAAAUUUUCAAAUUACUGAGCAUAAAUUAUAUUAAUAUACUCUCUUGUGUUUUCUGCCACUCCACCUCCACGGCGCUUGCACUGACAUUUAAUAAAUGUUGUUAUUAAAUUGCAACAACGGGCGUGUACAUGCUACAAAAACAACAUCAAACCACAAUGUGCCAAUAAAAUUACGUUCGUGCAACUUGCAGCAUGCAACAAGUUUGCCGAGGGCAUUGGUGACAAUGCCACAAGCGGUGGAGUCGCCAAGCCAGCCGGCAGCGGUUGGCGAUGAAGUUUCGGCUGCUGCGGCGCAGUUGAUGCAGUUAUUGCCAGCGGAUGAGCUUUCGUCGCGCAGCACAGAAUGUGGGAAAUUUGGCGAUCCCUGCGUUUUGGCCGAUGAUUGCUGUACGAAGCAUUGCCAUAAUUAUGCUAACAGAUGUGUGACCUAGAAAGAAAUUUAUUUAUUUAGUCAACGAUUUAUCUAUGUACUUAUAAAAAAUAAUCUUUAUGAAAUAAAUAUAUUUUAUGAGAAAAAAAUUUGUGUUUGGAUGUUUUUUUUGUAAUAGUAAAGAAUUACCUGGAAUUAUCCAAUGAUUGAUUUCAUUCCACUUCGAAGUGAUCUGAUAUUCAGCCCUAAGUUCUCGAAAUAAGGAAAAUAUUCCUUAACAGAAAAUGUAAAUAUAUAAUUUCUUAUAAGAUGGAAGAAUAUUGAAUAAAUUUAAAACAAUAUCUUCUGAUCGGUAGAAAUAAAGUAAACUUACCAAGUAAGUUUACUUUUCCCUUAAAAUAUUUGAACUCUUCAGCAAUUUUUUUGUAAUUUUGGUAGCGCUGUUGUCAUACUAAAUAUGCUCUCAAAGAUUCGAGUAAAGAGCAAGU